Molecule: messenger RNA, 195 nt
Organism: Penicillium odoratum
Lineage: Eukaryota; Fungi; Ascomycota; Eurotiomycetes; Eurotiales; Aspergillaceae
Exons: 1
Coding region: 1-195 (64 amino acids)
Source: RefSeq, a predicted model, not a curated record
AUGGCUGCCGCUUUACCUAAAGGUGACGAGGCCCGACGCCAAGGUGGUCUUGAGCGUCCUGUGGAUUAUGCAGAGCGGCUUCAGUCAAUUUUCUUUGUCGUCAGUUUCUCUUUGGCAUGCUUUUUCUUGGGAAAAGCAGCCGCAGCGUACUUCAAACUUCGAGGAGGUUUCGCUGCACCGCUUCAAGAUACUUGA